Molecule: messenger RNA, 339 nt
Organism: Diabrotica balteata
Lineage: Eukaryota; Metazoa; Arthropoda; Insecta; Coleoptera; Chrysomelidae
Source: the annotation of a GenBank genome assembly
AUGAUUAGUUUAAAGGUUUUCGUUGCUGCCUUUUUAGUCGUCUUUGCUGUGUCCGUUCAAUGCAUAAAGUUUAAAGGAGGUUACUAUCCAGGCCCAUAUGGACACUGCUGCGGUGAUUGCUCAGGAUUUGACCGCUACCCUUGUGAUAAUUAUCGUGGAGGAUGCAAUUGCCCAAUACCUAUCGUUUUGUCACCUACAGUUGGAUUACUUACUAAGCUAAAAGCUAAGUUUUUGUCCAAAAUUUGCGAUGGAGGUUGGGAUGACUGUGAUUGUGGUUGCGGCGGAUACUACGGCAACCCGUGGAUGAGAAAAUUCGGAAAAUUUGGGGGUUGUUGUUAA